Messenger RNA from Hansenula ciferrii, 2019 nucleotides. RefSeq names its product Ctf3p (gene CTF3). Gene Ontology annotation, cellular component: cytosol; nuclear body; kinetochore. The transcript has 2 exons. NCBI's taxonomy places the organism in Eukaryota, Fungi, Ascomycota, Saccharomycetes, Phaffomycetales, Wickerhamomycetaceae. The coding region runs from base 1 to 2019 and encodes 672 amino acids. The record is from RefSeq and is a predicted model, not a curated record.
AUGGAUCUAUCACCUGAGGAGAUUCACAAUAUUAUUGAUGACUUAGGAAACCUACCCAUUAAAACAAUAGGGAUAACACAAGAUGAUAUUAUCACACUACUUAAACUCACAUUAGACCCAUAUUCCUCACUUCGGAGUGGUUAUAGAGUGAAAAUCAUAAAGAAUCUUUUAUACCCAAAAGCACCAAUACCGAAAGAUGUUGUGGUUGAUAUAUGUGGAAGCUUUGGGGUGAAGACUGGUAAUAAUAAGGAAAAAAGAUUAUCCAACACAAUUCAAGUAUUAAUAAUAAAAUGGCUGGUAUCAGUUUACUCAUUCUUAGAAGAUCCUUCGAUAAUUGAUAAAUUAUAUGGUUUGUUAUUCAACUAUUUAGAAUUUGAGUAUCUAAGACCUCACAUUGCACACUUAUUAUUAUUAUCAACAAAAAAGUUCCACGUUAAUACCAAAAGAAUCGAUAGACUUCGAGGAUUAAGAUCAAAAUAUGAUGAAUCCGAACAUCUUAUAGCAUUGUUAAUCUUAUACAAAGAAUUUGCACCAGAUCAAAUUUUUGACAUUCUCCCAAAUAUAUCACACACCAUAUUUAGUCAUCCAAACUACACAUAUUUGCAGGAGCUAAUAAAUCUAAGGAAACCAAAUGAUAAGAGGGUAUUACAAGUGACAAAUGAUGAACUUCAACAAGUGGAAAUAUUCGGGCAGAAACUAAAGAAGAGGAAAAAGAUAUCAUCAAGGGUUGAUACAUCUACAACAGUCAAAACAAAUAAUCAAUUUCAUUCAAUACCUGAGCUUGUGAAAAGUAUUGAAAAUCUAAAGUUACCAUCUGAUAUAGCUAACGUUGUUCAUGAUAAACAUGAUAACUCCUUGUUAUUAUUCACUUCACUCUCCAAUGAAAAAGAUUUUAAUAGAUUGGAUGCUGGGCUAGAAUUCGUACUGGAAGAUUUUGAAGAAUUAUCUGCACUAGAUCAGGAGAGUUUGCUACAUGAUUUGAUAUUUUUUGUGGAAAGAACCAACCAUUUACCUGAAUCAUUAUUAGAGAAUUUGUUAAAGAUACUGAACAAGAAAGGUGAUACAAGCUCAAGCCACUUAACGGUAUACAUAUGGAAACUUAUCUGUUUUAUACCGCUCGAUCACUCUUAUAAUCUAUCCAUAGCAUUACAAAGUAUAAUAAGUGCAGGUCACAUAAAUAAUUUAGAGUCCACAAUAGCGUUACUGAACUCACUUACAUUGUUAUUCUCAAGGUGGCUGUUUGAAUUGAAAGAUAAAGCCGAAGCUGUUGAUACUUAUCAAGAUAUUUUACAUGUUUGUACAAAGAUCAAACAUUACCUACCAGAUUGGCUUAUAAAAUUUCAAAUGAACCUAAAGCUGGUAUUCCAUGUCAUCAAGUUUAUCAAUAUCAAUAAAAGUACACCAAAAUCACAUCAAAACAUUGAAAAUGUUGUUCUUCCACCAAACUUGACCUAUAUGUUAGUAUUUGUUAAUCAUCCAUAUGUGAUCUCAGAAAUUUGUGGGUAUUUAAACUUUGCCAAAUUUUUCUUACAAGAAGCAAUCAGCAACGACCUUACGAUCAAGCUAACGGCUGUUCAUAACUCAUAUGUUGUUGAUCUUUGUAAUGCUCUUUGGAGAAAUAGAGCUUUUCAUGUAUCAAAUAAAAAAGAAGGGGAAACAUCAUUUGGACUUGGUUCUGAUUUCAUAAAUUCAUUAAGUGUUAAAGUUCCAAUAUUUGAUAGGAACUCAACUUUCCCAUCUUUAUUCAAUAUCAGUCACUCACCAGCUUUUGCUUCUAAGUCAGCUAAACUGUUGAGAAUUCUUGAAGAUGAAGACCCUGAAUGUACAUUUCGCCAUGCAGGUCCAUUGACAAAUGGAUCUAUCGUUGAACUUCAAAAUGAUCCUGAAUCAAAAUGGUUGAAGACAAAUUAUGAGGAUACAAAGCUACAAAUUCUGAGAAAAAUGGAUAGGGAACAAUGUUACAGAGGACUUGCAGAUUUGCUAUUCUCACAUUUGAAGAGUCUUUUGGGAAAGCGCUAG